Brassica napus (rape) is the source of this 1534-nucleotide messenger RNA. RefSeq names its product AP2/ERF and B3 domain-containing transcription factor At1g50680-like. The record is from RefSeq and is a predicted model, not a curated record. Lineage: Eukaryota; Viridiplantae; Streptophyta; Magnoliopsida; Brassicales; Brassicaceae. Bases 217 to 1218 code for a protein of 333 amino acids. Gene Ontology annotation, biological process: regulation of DNA-templated transcription. Gene Ontology annotation, molecular function: DNA-binding transcription factor activity; DNA binding. The transcript has a single exon.
CUUUAGCAAUAAGGAAAGUUUAUAAAUACCGAUAUCUUCCGUCAACAAAUUAUAGAAACAACAACAAACGAAAAAAGGAAAUUUAGUACUUGCAGAAUACUCUUACCACAAUUUUCGAUCCUACAAAUAUUUAUCUUAAUUCACUUUCUUCCUUCAGUUCCAUCUUUAUCUCUUUUAUUGUUUUCUUUUGGUUCUCUCUGUGACUUUGUUACCGUCAUGAACACGGAAGACGCAAAGACGGAGACUCCAACAGUCUCGAGCGGCUGUUUCUUGCCUCUCAAGAAACGCGUGAAACUUCUUAGCAACCCACCAAACAGUGCCCUAGAGGUUGUGGUUUCAGGCAAUGCGAAGUAUAAGGGAGUGGUUCAACAACCAACCGGUCACUGGGGCGCUCAGAUAUACGCAGACCACAAAAGGAUCUGGCUCGGCACUUUCAGAUCCGCUGCUGAAGCCGCCGCGGCUUACGAUAGCGCAUCCAUCAAGAUCCGAAGCUACGACGCUAACAUGCACCGGAACUUCCCUUGGAGUGAGUACACCGUCCACGAACCGGCCUUUCAAAACGAACACACGACCGAAGAUGUGUUGAGCAUGAUCAAAGACGGGACUUACCAACGCAAAUAUAGAGAGUUUUUCAAGAAAGUCCAAUCCAAGAUUGUCGGGGGAUACAACAUGGUUGGAUCGAAAGAAGAUCAAGAAUCAAAGAAUUGCUUCUCGUGCACGGAGCUGUUUAGGAAGGAACUGACGCCAAGCGAUGUUGGGAAGCUCAACAGGCUUGUGAUACCUAAGAAGUAUGCGGUGAGGUAUUUGCCUUUGUUAAGAGAUGAUCGAAAGGAGAGAGGAGAGGGUGAAAUAGGAGAAGAUGUUGAGGUUGUGUUCUAUGACAGGGCGAUGAGACAGUGGAAGUUUAGGUACUGUUAUUGGAAAAGUAGCCAGAGCUUUGUCUUCACUAGAGGAUGGAAUGGUUUCGUCAAGGAGAAGAGCCUCAAGGAGAAAGAUGUGAUCGUCUUUUACACUUGUGAUGUUCCGACGUUAGAAGGUCAGAGCAAAAAGUUCUUGAUGAUCGAUGUUCAGUGCUCUUCAGAUGAAGGUUCUGCUGUAUGUGAUGAGGAAGUAAACGAGACUGUCCAUAACAGUUCUGAGGGAGGAGUAAAAACAGAAGAAACCAAAUCAGUGGAGAACAAGGGAGGGUUUAUGCUGUUUGGUGUUAGGAUUCAAUAGCUACUUUGUUCUUAGGGACCUUUUAGUUUUAUAACUAAACUCGAGUUUUUUUAGAUAUGAUGUCACAUUUUACUUUUUUGGGCUUCGAUACUUAAUAUAAGAUUGGCAACUAAUAUAAAACAAUACUGAUUCUGUUGGGAACAGAACUCCAUAAAUCAAAUCUCUUAUCAUUGGUUUUUAAUAUAUAUGAAUAAAAGGGUAAAAUACGAAGUUUGAUACCACUAGAAAGAUCUUUCUUGGUAGGUCCGAUGCCAAAUUGCAAAUUGCAAAUUGAAACACACUGCGAAUGGAUCCAAAAAUUAAAGGAAAUCAAACA